Molecule: messenger RNA, 234 nt
Organism: Protopolystoma xenopodis
Lineage: Eukaryota; Metazoa; Platyhelminthes; Monogenea; Polystomatidea; Polystomatidae
Source: the annotation of a GenBank genome assembly
AUGAGCUCAACCGUAGUGGGCUGUAGCCAUCGCCGCGUCCGGCCGGAAUCGGGGGCCUAUGGCAACACGCACAACUGCCAGACUGGCUCACGAGUGGACAGAACCAACGCAGCCACAGACAUGUCGGCCGUUUCAUGUCUUGUUGGAAAACUACUCUUUCAUCGUGUCUUCGUGAGUCUGACAGUGUCGGUCGACAUGAAUUGCACAAAUGCUCGCCGUCCGACGCGUCUGUAA